UCCAUCACUGCCAUGUUCGCUCAACGGUAAUGUAUCUUUAAAUGUACUUGGAUACAAUUCAACAAGUUGUCUUGCAACUAUACUUAAAUGUGGUCUCUUAAAGCCUGGCACGGUCUCCCUGCAGUGGUCAACAAUCCUAUUUACCAUAUCUUCCCGUCCACUAGAUGGAGCCCUCUGUUUAGCUUUAAUCGCAGCACGUACAGAAGCAGGCAUGAACGGGCUAUCUAUUGUGAAUGUUGGAAGACUGACAGAGUUGAGCCGCAUAGCUUGGUCAUGCAAAGUUUGCCUAGAGGUUCCAGCAGAGGAGAACGAUGAGGCUCCAGAGGACUCAGCUUGUCUAGAUGAUCCAGAGGAAGAUUUAGCUUGAACAUUAGAGGAUGAUCCGACUCCAGCAGAAGGUGGUGUUUGUGGCGCUGAAAGAAGAAAUACAUUGGAGUGAUUAAUUAAGAUGCCAAAACUCCACUGAAUUUUCAAAUCCACACUAAAUAACACAUGCCAUAGAGGCAUACUUCACAUUGGUUUAAUUUUUCUACACAGACUAGGAGAACAAAGUGAUAUGCCAAAGCCAUAAGAACAUACCUGUUGAACCUUGCCCCCAGUAUUUUAAGAGUUUCCUGCAGCGACCAAGCGAUGUCACGUCUCGGAUAUCUUCAAGAGCGACAAGAUGAAGAUCAUCAAAGGUGAAAUCAUUGUCGAAAAGAUACGAAGCCAGUUGGGACGCAUCCUCUUCAGAAAUAUCGGCCAGACACUUCUCUAUGCUGGUUUUGAUGCGAUCCAUGCUGAAAAGGUUAAGCAAGUAACGUUUCGAUCAGCUGCUACACAAGAAAGGAAAAUGAGCGCUCCUUAAAUGGCGCAGGUCAUACCUGUAUUAUUGGAUGGUAAAGAAUCAAAGUCAGAUCAGCUUGCAGUAGUGGUCGUUUACAAAACUAUGGCGCGCAAACAAUGUGGCGGCAGCGGCGACGUGCGUUCAGCGCUGUAACUGCAGCUGCUGCUCCGUGCGAGAAAUCAGUCCAAAUGAGAGACCAAAUUAUACAAAAAUCAUUUACUUAUCAAGAAAAGGAAAAGGUAAUAAUGAAUUAAGACGAAUUGAAUUCAGUUUGAAAACAUGUUCGGUGUUUUAUAACUUCCUUCAAAGUGCCAAAUGAGUAAUCAGGAUAAAUUUCCAAUCUUGUAUUUGACUGGACGAGUUGUCUACUGUCGAGUCCAAUACAAGAUUAGAAAUUUACCUGGAUAAAUGACAGUGUGAGCUUACUUAUCUUCUCCAUCGUUAAACGUAAUUUAUCUAUCUAUAUUAUCUCUUUUUCGUUCCAACCACCCUGAAAAGAGUAUUAUUUUUGACAAUUUCUAUUGGGAUUUUUUUUUUCUAGAAUUAUCUGGUUUGUUUACGUCCUUCCCUCUGCUAACCUGUUUUGCUGCUCGUCAUCAAUUUAUCUAUUUGGAUAUCUAACUUCGUUUGAUUUGGUCCGGAAGCCUCUGUCAAGGUCUCACAAGCUACAAGCUAUGACGAGUAUUGUUUUUAACAAUAUCUCCAGAAUCACCUGGUUUGUUUACGUCCUUCCCUCUUGCUAGCCUGUUUUGCUGCUCAUCAAUUUAUCUAUUUGGAUAUCUGACUUCGUUUGAAUUGGUCCGGAAGCCUCUGCCAAGGUUAAAUCAAGGCAGUUCUCUGAAGUUGACUUUUGAGACGGUUUCUGCCACAAGUCAUGCUCAUUUGCGGGUGCCAAUCAGCUAAGUUACUUUGUUCAAGAGAGGUCUAUGUGUCAAACAUCAACUUGGACGCAAUGGAAACUAGUACGGAUAAUCCUUAAGUUGUUCCUGCAAUUUCAUCCUUUGCGAUACGGGUGCAUCAUCUUGAGAUAUUAUUGAGAACCAGCCACCAAAUUGUUGUAUAAACUAUUUCAGGAUGAAGCUUUUCGGAAUUCUUUUCUCUGCACCCCAAAUUUUCUACCUGUUUUUGCUAUUGUACAUAGCUGGGAUUGAGCUAAAUCCUGGGCCUUUCCCCUGCAAGUCUUGUGCUGCUGUACCUGAGACUAUUUCCUGCAACAUUAGGCAUCAGCACCUCCAUUCAGUAUCAAGAAAUUUUUUGUAUCACUGUCCAGCACCCUCAUGCAUUUUCUCUACCAAAUCAUUUAAUUUUAUGAACAAGCAUGUGUCAAUGUUUCAUAGUGAAACUAGUCAUAUUGACCCAGAAGCUACAAAUACUAUUGGCUGUGUUUGUGAAAGUGGUGGUAUUCCCUGUGCGUAUUCUACAACUUCUUUCUGGGAGCUCGUUCAGCACCUAUGUACACACCUGGACAGUGAUGUGGAAGUGGGUUGCCCUAUUCUUGGUUGUGAAUAUCCAAACAGUUUUCGGAAGAAAUCCACCUUUAGAGUACAUCUCAGCCAGUACCACCCCAAUUGGCGCGAUGAAGGCUGUCCUAAACAGCAUUUAAGAAGAAAUCAAGAAAAUCUAAAUGGUGGAUACCUGGGACCAAAUUGCGAUGAAGCUAUGGAUACCGAAGAUGGUGGAGCUAACAUUAGUCCUGACAGCAAUCAGAACAUGUUUGAUGAUGCUGCUGUUAUAGAUUGCAUUGCCAAAUUCUAUCUACAGCUUUAUGGCUUGCAUACGCUCCCAUUUGAAACUAUUCAAGAUAUAUGUAAUGGGAUUAUUUGCAUGACUGAAGUGAUUCAUGCCAAAAUGAACCAAGUGUUAACGGAAGAAUUGGAAAAACUAAACAUUCCUCAAGACCAAAUCAACUUGAUACGCUACAAAGUUAUGCAGGCUGACCUUCUUUAUGCGUCACAUCACAAGGAUAACAGUCCAGGGCCAUAUCUAAGCUCCGACUACUAUAGGAGAGAGUACUUCAUGAAGUAUUUUGGUUUCUGUUCUCCCAAAGAAAUGCAUUUGGAUGAAGAUGAUCAUGACAACCAUCUAAGGCAAGAAAUAAUUCCUAUUACUCCAACUCUUCUGCGCCUCUUUCAAGACCCCGUCAUCUGCAAAGAUAUUGAUGACUCAUUUUUGAAGCAAGCUGAUCCGAGCAAUGAUAUUGUGUCAGACUACACAGAAGGCCUACAGUUCAUCUCUGAAAAUCAUCCCAGCAAAGAAAUUCAUAUCUUUGUCUACCAGGACACUGUCAAUGCAGUAAUGAACGCAUUGGGCUCUGCAAAGAACAAGCACAAACUGCUUACAAUGUAUUUUACUGUGGGCAAUCUUAAAUCCCACCGCAGAGCAAAAGUUGAAUCUAAGCACCUUAUGAUGAUCAUGAGAGAGUCAGUCUUCAAAGAGGUUAAAGCUCCAAAAAGCCUAGAAGAAGUUAUGAAAGAACUAAAGUCACUGGAGACUGAAGGGAUUCUUUACAAAGGUGAGAAUGUUUCUGUAGCAGUAGUGUUUAUUCAAGGAGACAAUCUGGGUCAGCAUUUGAUUGGAGGAUUUAUUGAGAGCUUUUCUACAAAAUUCUUCUGUCGAUUUUGUGAGAUUCUUCGUGCACACUUCAAGGCAAAUCCAACUUCCACUAGUAGGCUCAGAACCAAAGCUGACUACACUAGAUGUGCGCUAAGGGCAAUGGUGAUGGAAAAGCCCAUUAAAGGCAUCAAGGCUGGAUGUGAGUUCAAUGAUUUGAAAUAUUUUCAUGCCACUACCCAUUUAGCACCUUGUCUAGCACACGAUUUAUUUGAGGGUGUUGUCUCAUGGGACCUUGCUGGCAUCAUUUCAAAUCUUAUCCGUGAUAAAUGGUUUUCUCGGAAAUGGCUCAACAAGAAGAUUAAAGCAUUCAAGUGCGUUGGUGCAGACUCUCCCAACAAGCCUGCAUUUGUGGAGAAGAAGGGGCUGAAGUUGGGCGGUCAUGCAGUCCAAAAUUGGACAUUACUACGUUUACUUCCCUUCAUCUUGGGUGACAAAAUAGCUGAUGUAGAGCACUCAUCCUGGAAGUUAUACCUGCAGCUGAAGGAGAUCACUGAGUCCUUCACUCCACCCUCUUUCUACAAGUCUGACAUGCCAUACGCCCAAGAUGUGUUGUUGCCAGCGUAUUUUGAACGAAGAGCAGAAGUCCUGGAUAUAGAGAAAUAUCCACUGAAUCCAAAGCACCAUUUUCUUUAUGCUCACUAUGCUUUCCUCAUGUGUUUAUUAGGACCAUUAAUUCAUCUUUGGACCCUCCCUUAUGAACAAAGGCACAAAUUCUUCAAGCAUUUGUUGAGAUUAUCCCAAAAUUUUAUCAAUCCAGAACACAGCUGUGCCUACCGUUAUCUACUGCAUGUCACUUACAUGUCAUCUGAUGGCCCAACAUUCCAAGAAGAAUGCGUUGAAGUUAGUUCAAAGCAAAUGACCCCUGAUUUGUAUUCUGCAAAACUUGCAAACAUAGUCUCUUCUUCAUUCCAAGAACCUGGCUGGCGAGACUGUACUUCAGUAUGUUUUGACGGAUUGCAAUACAAGAAAGAAGAUGUACUCUUACUGUCAGAAAAUCAAGGCAACAUUCUCACUGGAACUGUUAAGGUAAUAGCUGUCAAAGACAAUGUCUUGAGCUUCAUUUGUGAACUCAAUGAAGCUACCUUUGAUUCCUCACUUGGAAUUCAUACAAUGCCAGAACCCUCUGGUAACUUGAAGUGUAUCAGUUUCAACGAAUUAAGAUAUCCUGUACCUCAUCCCAUUUACUUUUUCAGAGGCAGGCUCAGCUUUUCUUUAAAGCACAAACUUUUAAGAUCUAACUGAGAAAGUGUUGAAUUUCAGGUAAAUAAGAAUAGUGUUUUAUUCCUUUAAGAUAAUUUCCCAUUUGAAUUAUAUAACUAUCCAUAACAGGUAGAAAAUAGUUUAGUUAUGGAUGUGAAUCUCUCCAUUUAUUGUCAACUUACCCUCAUACAUGUAUUUUUUUUUCUAUUCUCCUGUUAUACCAUUGAAUUUUCAUGUACUGCAGAAGGAAAUGAAAUUUCCCUUAGAACAAAGUCAAUGAGGCUUUUCUUUAAAGCACACAUUUUUAAGAUCCAACUGAGAAUGUGUUGAAUUUCAGCUAAAUAAGAAUAAGUUUUUAUUCCUUUAAGAUAAUUUCCCAUUUGAAUUAUUUCACUAUCCACAACAGGUAGAAAAUAGUUAAGUUAUGGAUGUGAAUCUCUCCAUUUAUUGUCAAC
Molecule: messenger RNA, 5094 nt
Organism: Thrips palmi
Lineage: Eukaryota; Metazoa; Arthropoda; Insecta; Thysanoptera; Thripidae
Exons: 5
Coding region: 1901-4681 (926 amino acids)
Source: RefSeq, a predicted model, not a curated record